AUGUUGGAGGGUCCAACCUUUCUUGUUUCGAGGGACUUACCGAGCUCAUGUGAGCAAGAGACCAGGUGGAUUUACAAUUCCUUCUGUGUGAUGCAGCUCGCGAACAAUAAGCGUCGACUGGAGCUAGAGGAAGAAGCUGUGCUGAGAAAGUCAUGCAAGCUUUCAGAUGUUCCUGAGGAAGGGGAAACAAAGAAGAACAUGCAAGAUCUUUCCCUAUCCGUGAACCAAGCUAAUGACCAAAAUCAUGCAAGUGACCAGUCAGACUCAAGUUCUCUUAUCUACCAACUCGGUCGGGACAUCUCAAUUAAUUGUCUCCUGCGAUGCUCAAGGUCUGACUAUGGUUCGCUUGCCUCAUUGAACCAAAGUUUUCGAUCUCUCAUCCGGACUGGAGAGCUUUAUAGGCUGAGGCGGCAGAUGGGUAUCAUAGAGCAUUGGGUUUACUUCUCUUGUAAUCUCCCUGAAUGGGAGGCAUUUGAUCCUAACACUAGUAGAUGGAUGCGCUUGCCUAGAAUGCCUUCUAAUGAAUGCUUUAUCUGUUCUGAUAAGGAGUCAUUGGCUGUUGGUACAGAGCUUCUUGUUUUUGGAAAGGAGAUAAUGUCUCCUGUCAUAUACAGAUAUAGCAUUUUGAUGAACGCAUGGUCAUCUGGUAUGGAAAUGAAUGUUCCUAGAUGCUUGUUUGGUUCUGCCAGCCUUGGAGAAGUUGCCAUAUUAGCUGGUGGUUGUGAUCCACGUGGCAAUAUUUUGAGCUCCGCAGAGCUUUAUAACUCCGAAACUGGAACGUGGGAGCUACUCCCAAACAUGAAUAAAGCUAGGAAAAUGUGUUCUGGUGUAUUUAUAGAUGGGAAAUUUUAUGUCAUUGGAGGGAUUGGAGUAGGUAACUCACGGCAGUUAACAUGUGGUGAAGAGUUUGAUCUGCAGACAAGAAAAUGGAGAGAAAUACCCAACAUGUUCCCUAGGCGAAAUGGAGGAUCUGAGGUGACUGAGGUAUCGGCUGCUGCUGAGGCACCUCCUUUGGUUGCAGUUGUAAAUAAUGUUUUGUAUGCUGCAGAUUAUGCCCUACAAGAGGUAAGGAGAUAUGAUAAAGACAAUAAUUCAUGGGUCACUAUUGGAAGAUUACCUGACCGCAUAGUCUCAAUGAAUGGCUGGGGAUUAGCCUUUCGCGCAUGUGGAAAUCGUCUAAUUGUUAUUGGUGGGCCAAGAGCUUUAGAUGGAAGGGUAAUUGAGAUCAAUGCGUGUGUCCCCGGUGAAGGUGUGCCAGAGUGGAACCUGCUUGCUAGCAGGCAAUCAGGAAGCUUUGUGUAUAACUGCGCAGUGAUGGGAUGCUGA
This is a messenger RNA of Sphenostylis stenocarpa, 1326 nucleotides long. Lineage: Eukaryota; Viridiplantae; Streptophyta; Magnoliopsida; Fabales; Fabaceae. The record is from the annotation of a GenBank genome assembly.